Messenger RNA from Leptinotarsa decemlineata (Colorado potato beetle), 749 nucleotides. RefSeq names its product dynein intermediate chain 2, ciliary. Gene Ontology annotation, molecular function: dynein heavy chain binding; dynein light chain binding. Gene Ontology annotation, biological process: cilium movement; outer dynein arm assembly. The record is from RefSeq and is a predicted model, not a curated record. Gene Ontology annotation, cellular component: outer dynein arm. NCBI's taxonomy places the organism in Eukaryota, Metazoa, Arthropoda, Insecta, Coleoptera, Chrysomelidae.
GUUGUGCAACAUGUGUAAAAAUCCACCCAAAGAAACCAUUAAUUUAUCUCGUAGGAACUGAAGAAGGUCUAAUUUAUAAAUGUAGCACGGCAUAUAGUUCCAUGUAUCUUCUGACAUACGAAGCCCAUAAAAUGCCAGUUUACAGAAUAGACUUCAACAGAUACAAUACCGAUAUUUUCAUAUCGUGCAGUGCUGAUUGGAGGAUAAAGAUUUGGGAGGAUAAUCGAUUGGAGCCUCUAUUCGUAUUCGAUGUGGGAGAUAGAGUAGGAGACGUGAAAUGGGCACCGUACUCCUCCACGGUAUUUGCAGCUGUUACCACCGAGGGUAAAGUCUAUGUUUUCGACUUGAACGUGAACAAAUACAAACCGAUAUGCGUCCAAGCGAUAGUUUCAAAGAGAAAAAACAAAUUGACCAGAAUUUCUUUCAAUUCCAAACUGCCAAUUAUUGUGGUUGGAGAUGACAAGGGAUGUGUAACUACACUGAAGUUGUCUCCAAAUUUGAGAAUACCUUGUAAGGCACCCAAGAAACAACAGCACUUGGAUCAGUGGACGUUACAGUGUAUGAAGCUCGAUAAAUUGCUAUCUCUAGUCAGAGAACCUGUAACUUUAACUCUACCAGACGAUACAGCAGGAACUGAAGAGUCAUGAAAAAAAUAAUGAUACAUAUUGAGUAUUCAUUUUAUUAACAUUAAAUAAAGAUGUACAGAUUUAUAUAUAAAUAUCAAGAGAAAUUUAACAACAAUUAAAGCA